This is a messenger RNA of Cryptomeria japonica (Japanese cedar), 1284 nucleotides long. Its product is annotated as phytochrome-associated serine/threonine-protein phosphatase. Gene Ontology annotation, molecular function: protein serine/threonine phosphatase activity. Gene Ontology annotation, biological process: peptidyl-serine dephosphorylation. The record is from RefSeq and is a predicted model, not a curated record. The transcript has 10 exons. Gene Ontology annotation, cellular component: cytoplasm. Lineage: Eukaryota; Viridiplantae; Streptophyta; Pinopsida; Cupressales; Cupressaceae. Bases 218 to 1129 code for a protein of 303 amino acids.
UGAAGUAAAGAGUAAAGAGGCCAGAUAGGCCCUAGCUAGCCAAUUUUCUCAUCGCUUUUGCUCCUUCAGACGGGGGAAGAGCAUUUUGAACGCUUCUCAGACUGUUCGCAAGUAAUCGAAGAGCCAGGAUUCGAAUCCUGGUUGGUGAAAAAGUUGCAGUUACUUUUCUUUUUCAUCUGUUUUCCCUUGGGGCCGGUAGAUCUGGAAAUCCAUAAUAAUGGAGUUGGAUUUAUGGAUCGAGAGGGUAAAAGGCGGGGAUCAUCUCACAGAGGAUGACCUCAAGCUUCUCUGCGAAUACGUCAAAGAAAUAUUGGUGGAGGAAUCAAAUGUACAACCUGUCAAUAGUCCAGUGACUGUUUGUGGAGAUAUACAUGGUCAAUUCCAUGAUCUGAUGAAACUUUUCCAUACAGGAGGUCAUGUGCCAGAGACAAAUUAUAUUUUUAUGGGAGAUUUUGUUGAUAGAGGAUACAACAGCCUUGAAGUAUUCACAAUUCUUUUAUUAUUGAAAGCAAGAUACCCAGCCCAUAUAACUCUUUUGCGAGGGAACCAUGAAAGUAGGCAGAUAACUCAGGUGUAUGGAUUCUAUGAUGAGUGCCAGCGGAAGUAUGGGAAUGCAAAUGCAUGGCGAUUUUGUACUGAUGUAUUUGAUUACCUCACAUUAUCAGCAAUCAUUGAUAGAAGGGUCCUUUGUGUUCAUGGAGGGCUUUCACCUGACUUACGAGCAAUUGAUCAGAUUAGAGUCAUUGACAGACAUUGUGAAAUACCACAUGAAGGGCCCUUUUGUGAUUUGAUGUGGAGUGACCCAGAAGAUAUUGAAACCUGGGCAGUUAGUCCUCGUGGUGCUGGAUGGCUUUUUGGGUCUAGAGUAACUUCUGAGUUCAACCACAUCAAUGACUUGGAGCUUGUCUGUAGAGCACAUCAACUGGUGCAAGAAGGUCUUAAGUACAUGUUUGAAGACAAAGGUUUAGUGACGGUUUGGUCUGCCCCAAAUUAUUGCUACCGUUGUGGCAAUGUAGCUUCAAUUUUGAGCUUCAAUGAAAACAUGGAGAGAGAUGUGAAAUUCUUUACCGAAACUGAGGAGAAUAACUCUAUGAUGGGAGCCCGAACUGCGGGUUCAUAUUUUUUGUAGAAAAUAUUUAAAUAUGCUUCAUGAUUCAUGACUUUUGUAACUUGUAAUAUAGAUGAAUGGGGGUCAUGUCUCUGUGUAUUGUAAUACUUUGCAAAUUUUUAUGGAUUGUUGUUAUGAUAAUAUAAAUAUUUGAUAGCCAGAUGGUCGUUUGAUUC